Messenger RNA from Bursaphelenchus okinawaensis, 2244 nucleotides. The record is from the annotation of a GenBank genome assembly. NCBI's taxonomy places the organism in Eukaryota, Metazoa, Nematoda, Chromadorea, Rhabditida, Aphelenchoididae.
AUGAGUCUUAUUUGUGAUCAACAUGAGAGCAAUGUUACUAAAAUACAAAACCUCAAAGUAUGUCAUGAAGAGAAAGGCCAGGAGGUUGUCGAUAUCGAUCCUGUGGAAGAGUAUGAAGAUUUAGAAUGGAUUCUGGAUGAGCCGUCACCUCAAUUUCCUUCAGGGAAGCUGGGUUAUGUGAUUGACGUGAGUUAUUCUCUUUGCUUUGUUGGUUUUUAGGUAAAUAUCAACAAAACUUAUAUUGGAAAGGGGAAACUAGAGUGUUUUCGUUUAGUACUAGCUAAAAAUAGUGUUCAUAAUUUGAAGGAAUUAAGGUUCAAGCUCUUUUUCGAUACCUAUAUCAGAAUUUUUCGUUGAUCUUGGUGAAAAUUGGUUUGAAUCGUAAUUUAUUUGGAAAGACAGUUAGCGGACUAGAAUUUUGUCUGAAUGUAGACUAGUGUCUCCACUAACUUUUUAAUAAAACAUGUUUAACAUUUUCGCAACAUCUUCGGAGUUACAGCAGUUUCGCUAUACCUAUAUGGGCGCAGGUUAGAUGAAAAUUAGUUUUUGUUAUAACUUUUUCAAAAAUAUAGCUAAAGAUUUGAACUUUUGUGUGGAUAUUGGUUAAUAUCAGCACUAACUAGUACAUAAAACAAGAAUUUAAAAUUUUAUAACAUUUGAAAGUUACAGUGAUUUAACGUAUCUGAUCGGGGGCCUUGAAGGUUUUUUAAUGAAUGGGUAAUAUCGCGGAGCGAAUAAGAGAGCGAUGUUUUUGAAUACAAUAUUUCUGACAGCCAAUAAGCGAAAGCGAGCUUUAAAGUGAUCUAAAAGUUAUUUCUAAUUCGCCUAUAUAAAGGUAGUCUCAUUCAUAUUUUUUAAAUUUCAGAGCAAUUUCGACUCAGAACGUCUCCGUCCUCUUCACGCAUACCAGGUCACGGAUGAUCGGCUAAUCGAGUUGCCAGAUCCCGUCGAUUACCUAAUUGCAUGGAGCGACUCGAACUGCGCCAUUGGCUUCGUAUACUCUAACAACCACUCCAAAAAUCCAGAUGUACCGAUGAGCAUCCGAUUCGGCGGCUACUGGGCAACGAGCUUUUCUGAUCGAAUGUAUGCGGGAUGCCUUGUGAGGGUGAAGCAGUAUGUUAUGGUGUCGAAGUUUAACCAUACGGAUCUGGUCGAUUUGAAAAUGGGAGGGAAGCGGUACAUCAUCAAGGAUUUCUUUAUGCAUGGUAAGUUUUUGGGUUUGAAGGUGAAAAAGAUUGGUUUUUGGCAAUAUAAAUUAAAUGAUUCUUUAUGGAUAAAACGAGGUAUUAAAUGAUGUUUUAUGGAUAAAAGUAGAUAUUAAAAGAGGGUUUAUUAAUGAAAACUGUGUGAUAAAGGCCUUUUUUAUGUGAAAAACUAGCUGAAAAUGACAUUUUUUGGCUAAAAUUAGUUAAAAUCUUCAUUUUUUGAAGCUCAGUCUACCUAAAAUAACAUAUUUUAGGCACUCCACUAGCCUCAGCAUUCGCAAUCGAAUGGGCGGUGGUAAAACAGCCAGAAAUCAGCCGUUCUCUGGGCGUGAUAAUGUACUCGGAGCUGGUUCCUCGAAAAGACACCCGUCUCGAGUUCUAUGGCAUCGUUGGCGAUGAAGAAUAUCAACAGAAGAUCGACGUUCCUCAUGAAAGAUGGCCGUUUUCGUUGAAGGAGGUACCAAAGGUGGCACGACCUGUGGUCUUGAACUGGGUAUAUGUGAGUUUUUUAGGUUUGGGAGGGGGUGAUUUUAGAUAAUAUAGGUUUUAAAGUGGGUGAUUUUAGUUAAUACUGUUUUUGAAGGAUGAGAUUUUAGGUAAUAUUUGAAAAUUUUGAAUUUUAGGUAACAUUUUAACACUUUCUGAAGUUUAGGUAACAUUUCUGAGAUUUUUAUGACAAAACUGAGUUUUUAUGGGUAGAGUAGAGGCCUACGAGGGCGGAUAAGCGCACUCUUUCAUUUUAAGUUCAUUGCGACAACAUAAAAUACGAAAUUUUAAAAUUUUGAAAUUUUUUUUUGAAUUUCGAAAAAAAAAUUUAGUUGGAGUUUUUUAAAAAUUCAAACUAAUUUUUCAGAUGGAUAUUCCUCAUGUGCUCCUCCCCUCGAACCAAGCUUUUGUCAUCCUUCCAGCCCAUAUGAGGAACUUUUACAGACACAUCAAGGAGGUAUCAGAUGACAGAUUCAUCUUUGGCUGGGUGGAUUUGGCCUUUGAAGCUUCGAGAAAGUACAAAGAAUGCAAAGCCAAGCCGGUCAAGAAGUAG